CUUACAAUUAUAACUUAUCUGACUUAUAUUUAUCUUACAUUAUAUACCUUAAGGCUGUUGGGAUCUCAGCUGAAAGAAAAUCAGAUCCCUCAAAAUGAAACUUUCAACAGUUCUCCUGUUGUCUUGCAUAUUUGCAGUGUCUACGGCUUAUGUAGAUUACAGUGGGCAUAAAGUAUUAACAGUAACUCCCAAAUCGGAGAAACACUUGGAAUUGUUACACGAGUUGCGGGAAAAAUAUUCCGUUGACCUAUGGAACGAACCGAGAUUUGUUGGUGCCCCCGUAAUGACACGCCUAAGACCGGAAUUGAUUAAGCCCGUCGAACAUCUUCUAAAAGAACAGGGUCUGCAAUAUGAAGUGGCUUAUUCGAAUUUGCAAAGUGCAAUUGAGGCAGAAAGGAUUCAAAAUGCCCCCACGAACUUCAGCAGAGCAGAGGAAUAUAAUUUUGGCAAGUACCACAAAUAUGAAGUGGUAAUUCAAUUGCUGAAAGAUUUGAGUGAAAAAUAUUCGACCAUCGCAAAACUCGAAGUUAUUGGCAAAAGUUAUGAAAACAGACCCCUUUACAACAUGAAGAUCAGUUCUGGAGACAGUUCUGCCAAGCCAGCCAUUUUGAUGGAAUGCGGUAUCCAUGCAAGGGAAUGGUCAUCUGUAGCUGCUGGAGCCUACAUGGUCAACAAAAUCCUCACCUCCUAUGGGUCGGAUUCUGAAAUUACAGCUCUUGUUGAUAAAUACGAAAUCAACAUAAUUGUUGAGAUAAAUCCUGACGGAUAUAUAUUCACAUGGGACCAGGAUCGUCUUUGGAGGAAGACUAGAUCUCGCAGCAGUAUUGACUGGCUCGGUGUGUGCAGAGGAGCAGAUGCAAACAGAAACUUCGAUAUUGACCAUUGCGGAGUUGGAACUAGUAGGAAACCUUGCGAAGAAAUCUACUGCGGUGACAAGCCAUUCUCUGAAAGUGAAACUCGUGCUUUGCGAGACAUGAUGAUCGCCAAAAAAGACCGCCUGAAGGUAUAUUUCUCAAUUCACGCCUAUUCGCAAUAUUGGAUGACACCUUAUGGAAUCAAGAAAACCCUUCCCUCCAACUACGACGAACUGAUUCGAGUAGGAAAAGCUGGUGUAGAUGGUUUAGCCAAGAGAUACGGGACUAAAUUCGAAUUAGGAAGCAUUGCGAACAUUAUAUACGAAGCUGCGGGAUCAUCUCUGGAUUACAUUUAUGAGGUGUUAGGAGUCAAAAUGGGAUUUGCUCUGGAGUUGAGGGACAACGGUCGAUUUGGUUUCAUUCUACCUGACAAGUUUAUACUGCCCAUGUGCGAAGAGACAUGGGAUGGUAUUAAGGCUGCAAUCGAAGCCUUAUAAGGACUGAAAUAAAAAGCAUUUUCUUCUAUAA
Molecule: messenger RNA, 1382 nt
Organism: Parasteatoda tepidariorum (common house spider)
Lineage: Eukaryota; Metazoa; Arthropoda; Arachnida; Araneae; Theridiidae
Source: RefSeq, a predicted model, not a curated record